CAAAAGAUAAAAAGAGAAAAAAGAAUCAGCGCGACGCGUUCACGUUCACGUUCACGUUCACGCGUCGGUUGUUUCACAACGAGAUGAUCAAACGCGCAACGCGUAUCUUUUGAACCAGGGUGACUGUUUCUUACCAAGAAACUAUGUAGAGCACAUAACACACAUCACACACAUCACAUAAACAUACACACAACUCUCCCUCCAUCUUGAUGAAAACUUGAUUCCACACACACACUCCCUCCUUCCCCUCGAAUGUCACUUCAUCUUUAUCCAUUCCUCAUUCGGACAGUUCAUUCACAGGCUCAAUUCUUUAAUUUGUCUCGAUUCAAUACCGUUCAUCAUUAUCAUCGGACAUUAGCUUUUUCUGCUCGUUCUAUUGCAACUACAACUAUUACCCUAAGGACUGCUGCUACAGCCAAAAGAUUAUUACCAAGCAUGAGUACCAGCCUUGAAUAUACCCCUGACCGUGCUCAGGAAUUGGUAGAUAACCUGUCAGAUGUUGUCAAAAGGAUGGAACAGACUUUACAGAGCAAAGGAGAUAAUGCACAGAAGGCACGACUAGUGGCAGUCAGCAAGUACAAGCCUGCAUCCGAUAUAUUGGCUGUUUAUGAGAAAUCUGGACAUUGCCACUUUGGUGAGAAUUAUGUUCAGGAACUAGAAGAAAAGAGCAAGGAGUUACCCAAAGACAUUCAAUGGCAUUUCAUCGGAUCACUUCAGUCUAACAAGUGCAAGAUUGUUGCGGCAAUCCCUAAUCUGUUCGUUGUGGAGACUGUGGACAGCGCAAAGAAGGCUUCGACUCUGGAUAAGGCCUGCGUGAGUGCUGCUCGAUCUGAACCACUUCGUAUCUUUUUACAAAUCAACACGAGUGGUGAGGAUACCAAGAGUGGAAUGCUUCCAAAUGAGGCCCUAGAGGUGGCACAGCAUGUUGUUUCAUCCUGCCCUCACCUUAAGCUGUCCGGUCUAAUGACAAUUGGAUCACCAAAUCCUGACUUGGAUAACGGUGAAAAUCCAGAUUUCAAGACACUAAAUCAAUGCAAGGCGACAAUUGAAGAGGCACUCAAGAUCACGGACCUGGAAUUGAGCAUGGGUAUGAGUGAUGACUUUGAAAGAGCUCUUUUACAAGGAUCGACUAAUGUUCGCAUAGGCAGCACUAUCUUUGGAUCUCGUCCCAAGAAGACUACUGUCCAGUAGUGGCGGUGGCAGUGGCAGUGGCAGUGGCAGUGACAGUGGCAGAAGCAGCAGUAGCAAAAGUUUGU
Molecule: messenger RNA, 1256 nt
Organism: Lobosporangium transversale
Lineage: Eukaryota; Fungi; Mortierellomycota; Mortierellomycetes; Mortierellales; Mortierellaceae
Exons: 8
Coding region: 253-1191 (312 amino acids)
Cellular component (GO): intracellular anatomical structure
Molecular function (GO): pyridoxal phosphate binding
Source: RefSeq, a predicted model, not a curated record